Messenger RNA from Vigna umbellata (rice bean), 1350 nucleotides. The record is from RefSeq and is a predicted model, not a curated record. NCBI's taxonomy places the organism in Eukaryota, Viridiplantae, Streptophyta, Magnoliopsida, Fabales, Fabaceae.
UCUUUCUUGUCUUCUAGUUUCAACCCUCUAGUUUCUAGUAUAUAUUGCUAAUUUAAUACUGCUAUUGUAGAUGAGUUCAGAAUUAUGAUUUUAAUCCUAGUUCAUUCCAAUCGCUCAUUGAUUUUCAACAAUGUCUCAAGUUUAAAGCCAUCGAGGUGCAUUAUAACAACAAAUUGUCUAUCUCAUGUGCUAAAAUACUUCAAUCCCUGUGUGCUAAGCUAAAGUUCUAUUCUUUCCAACUUUUCAAGUAUUAAGCUUCAUCUCAUUGAUACCAUCAAGCAUGACUUUUUAAUUUUUGGUCCUGAAUGAAAUUUGUAUUUUGUUAUUCAAGAUUGGAACUGAUAUUUUGUUUCAUUUCUCUGUUACCAGGAGAUAUCCAUGGUCAAUAUUCUGACCUUCUGCGACUUUUUGACUACGGUGGAUUGCCUCCUCGUUCUAAUUACUUAUUUUUAGGGGACUAUGUUGAUCGUGGGAAGCAAAGCUUGGAGACUAUAUGUCUCCUUCUGGCUUAUAAAAUAAAAUAUCCUAAUAACUUCUUUCUUCUGAGGGGCAACCAUGAAUGUGCUUCUAUAAACCGAAUCUAUGGAUUUUAUGAUGAGUGUAAACGAAGAUUCAAUGUGAGGCUUUGGAAAGUGUUCACAGAAUGUUUCAACUGCUUGCCAGUGGCAGCUCUGAUUGAUGAAAAAAUACUCUGCAUGCAUGGUGGACUGUCUCCUGACUUACACAAUUUCAAUCAGAUAAAGAGUUUGCCGCGUCCUACUGAAGUACCUGAAACUGGUCUACUAUGUGACCUCCUUUGGUCUGAUCCUAGCAGUGACAUUCGGGGUUGGGGAGAAAACGAUCGUGGAGUUUCCUAUACUUUUGGUGCUGACAGGGUCACUGAAUUCCUUCAGAAGCAUGAUCUUGAUUUGAUUUGCAGGGCCCAUCAGGUUGUGGAAGACGGAUAUGAAUUCUUUGCUUACAGACAACUUGUGACUAUCUUCUCGGCUCCUAAUUACUGUGGAGAGUUUGACAAUGCUGGUGCAAUGAUGACUGUUGAUGAGUCACUCGUCUGCUCUUUUCAAAUAUUGAAGCCUGUAGAUAAAAAGCCUAUUAAGUUUCGCUUUGGGAGCACAACUACAUUUAAACCUACUACUCCAACAAAAGCUAAGGUAUUUUUAUUUCUUGAAUCCAUUCCUGAGCUUGCUAUGUUCAACAAAAAUGGUAAAUUAAUGUAGCAGAUAUUAAUUUGAGCUUGAAGUAUAGAUAUGUGCAAAAUACCUUAAGGAAAUAGUUAAAACAGGACUCUCAAGUAAUAUCAAGUUCAAGUAUAAAACAUGAUUCUUAAGGACGGGGCAUAAGAAAAAUAUA